Molecule: messenger RNA, 4166 nt
Organism: Poecilia reticulata (guppy)
Lineage: Eukaryota; Metazoa; Chordata; Actinopteri; Cyprinodontiformes; Poeciliidae
Product: cyclic nucleotide-gated channel beta-3-like
Biological process (GO): monoatomic cation transmembrane transport
Cellular component (GO): plasma membrane; photoreceptor outer segment; intracellular cyclic nucleotide activated cation channel complex
Molecular function (GO): protein-containing complex binding; intracellularly cAMP-activated cation channel activity; cGMP binding
Source: RefSeq, a predicted model, not a curated record
CGUAUAUGAAGAUCCAAAUUUUUGCAUAUAGGAACCAUUCCUUUAUUUAUAUGACCACGUAGGUAGCAUAAAGGUACAUUGUGUACACCGUGCAAAAGGAAUCUGCUAGCUACUGUUUGUAAUAUGACAAUCUGGACUGAGAUUGUCAGAUGAAGUUCAGAUUAACUGAGUUUACAGUUAUUUGACCUUUUUCGGGUCUUUUUUCUGCAACCAGAACCUGUUUUUAUCCAUGUGUUAUCUGAAUGCAUGUUAAUUCCAUUUCGAAAAGGAAAAUCAAAAAAGUUAAAGUCCGUUUUGCUAAAAAUGUGUUGCACUGUCCUCAUUAACAUGUUGUGAUUCAGAGACUGAAAAGUUGUCAGCAGGCUGACCGACAUGAACCUGGAGCUUCUACCACCGCCGUGUCAAAGGCUUAACCCCACACCAAGGCUUUAAUUAGAUUAUUCAAGGCAAUGCAAGAGGAUCUAAUGACUAUUUUCUAUGAUACAGUUGACAACACGAAGGUAAAGAAGCAAAUGUUCUGCUUCUUGGUCCUCGUAUUCCUCUCUUCUUCUGUCCCAGAAAACUCCGGUCCUUCACAAAACUCAACGGAUGUUGCACAAAGAGUCAAGGAAUAAACCAGCCAAAGUAAUUUAUAUCAACAAUGAAAAUUUAAAUUAAAUUAGAAAAUAAAAUCUCAGAUGGAAUGGUGCUGAAGCAAACAUGCAAAAAGCUCAACUUUUUAGAAAUAAUAAAAACAAAGAGGAAACAUAUCCAGCAACAACACACAGUAGAGAUGGACGUUGUGGCAAAGAGUUUUAACAAGUCACUUCUUGUUGCCAAGUGCUCUUAAUUCUGUGAAAUGACAAAUGAGCUCAUUUCAUUGUCCAUUUCAUGGUCUUGGUCUUCCUUGAAUGUGAACCUCCAUCCUAGAUUCAAGACUUCAGCAAACCUCCAGCAGGUUUUCUUCCAGGAUUUGGCUCCAUUCAUCCUCCCAUCAACGGGUUUGGACUCGUACCACUCUGAAGAGGGUGCCCUUACUUUUCCCAGCUCUGCUGCAGUUGUCCUCCCUGCUUUAGUGGUCAUCCAUAAGCCUAUUUGCAUCUCAAAUGAGAUAGCGAUGGGUUUACAUGUCAGUGGCAAUGGCGCGGACUAUUCUCUGUGUGAGAGCAUUAGUGGGGCUAAAAGCAGUAAUGCCAUCAGGGCCAGCUCAGUUCAUGAGGAUACGUCGCUCUGCAGAGGGCGGCGUGCAGAGGGGAUCGGUUAGCUCCACAGGCAUCAGCAAAGGGGAGCGCAGCCCAACAGAUGCACCGAUAUCCGCAUCUUCAAAAAUAUGUUUGCCAAGUUUAAGGGCCUCUUCUCAGGCCCGCAGGUUCCAGCUGAUUCUGGGACCACCAAGGCAUCACCAGCUCCUCCACCUGCUCCUGCACCUGCUAAGGAGGAGAAGCCAAACGAGAAAGAAAAUGAAGCGAAGAAAGAGGAGCAACCGCAGGCCCCUGCACCAGCAGCUGCACCGGCACCAGCAGCUGCACCGGCCCCUGCACCAGCACCUUCAGCUGCACCGGCCCCUGCACCGGCCCCUGCACCAGCACCAGCAGCUGCACUGACCCCUGCACCAGCACCUUCAGCUGCACCGGCCCCUGCACCGGCCCCUGCACCAGCACCAGCAGCUGCACCGACCCCUGCACCGGCACCAGCCCCUGCACCUGCCUCAGCUCCAGCUCCGGCUCCAGCAGCCACACCUGCAGACCCUAAGCAGCCGGGGCCUGAAGGACAAGACGAGGCACCUCCUCCGCCGAUUGUCAUCAACAAAUAUUCAGAUGAGCAGCUCAGAAACGUAGCAAAAAAGAUGAAAGAGAGACUGAAAUUAUACAAGGAGAAAGUGAUUGAUCAGUAUGCGUCGUCCCCUGAGAUAACCCCUCCUGUCACUCCACUGCUGCUUAAAGAUGAAUACGCCAGAGUGAUGGAGGAAAGGGCGAGGCAAGCAGAGGAGGACAAGAUAAAGAAGGAGGAGGCAGAUAAGAAGAAGAAAGAAGAACAGGAGAAGAAAAAGAAGGAAGCUGAGCAGAAGAAGAAAGAGGAGGAGGAGAAAAGGAAAGAAGAGGAGGAGAAGAAGAAGGUGAAGGUGCCCUUAAAGACGAGGUUGACUGCAGCUUACUGGGCAUCGGUGGACUUCAUGAUCAACCCCCUGGUGAACCAGAUGGAUUCCUUCCUGGGUCCCACCAUCGACCCCUUCACGGAUCGUCGCUACAUCACGUGGCUGAGCCUGGUCACAGUGGCCAUCAACUACAACACGUGGUUCAUCACCGCCAGAAUGUGUUUCCCGUACCACAACGAGUUCGUCAACCCUAUCUGGUUCGCCAUGGACAUCCUGGCGGACGUCAUUUACCUACUAGAUGCCAUCUUGUUUCAGCCUCGCAAGCAGUUUGUCAAGGCAGGAGACAUCAUAAAAGACCGUACCUUGACAACCAAGCACUACAGGGAAUCAGAGAGAUUACUGGUAGACGUGGUUUCUCUUCUGCCAUUUGACUUGUUGUACCUGCAGUUCGGAUUCAGAUCUGGUUUCAGAGUCAAUCGCUUACUAAAGAUAGAUACAUUUUUCGAGUUCAGUGACCGUCUGGAGAGCAUCAUGGCCAAGGCGUAUAUCUGGAGAGUGAUUCGUACCAUUGGGUAUCUCCUCUUUAUGCUCCACCUGAAUGCUUGCUUCUACUACGUGGCCUCGGAGUACCAGGGCAUCGGUGGAACAAAAUGGGUCUACUCCGGUCUGGGCAGCGCUUACCUCAGCUGCUUCUUCUAUGCGGAGAAAUCCCUUCUGAUGAUUGCCGAGUUGCCAUUUCCAGACACCAUGUUCGGACAGAUCUUUCAGAUGGUGAACUACCUUUUUGGGGCGUUCUUUAUGUCCGUCAUUCUUGGCCAGAUGAGAGAUGUGAUUGGCGCGGCCACAGCAGGACAGACCUACUUUCGAACCUCCAUGGACAACACAGUGGCUUACAUGGUGACCAACAACAUUCCCUCUCUGGUGCAGAACAGGGUGCGCACCUGGUACACCUACACUUGGGACGCUCAGGGCAUGCUGGAUGAGUCUGAACUGCUGGAUAAGAUGCCUCUCGUAAUGAGAACCGCCAUUGCAGUGGACAUCAACCUGGCGACGUUUCAGAAGAUCGAUCUUUUCAAGGGCUGCGACCAGCAGAUGUUGGUGGACAUGCUGCUGAGGCUGAAGUCCAUCAUCUACCUACCGGAAGACUUUGUGGUGAAAAAAGGUGACAUCGGGAAGGAGAUGUAUAUCAUCAAAAGCGGAGCGGUGCAGGUGGUGGGAGGGCCUGACAACAGCAUCGUGUUUGUAACGCUGAAGGCCGGCUGCGUGUUCGGAGAAAUCAGCUUGUUGCAGUCUUCUAAGGACGGAGGGAACAGGCGAACAGCCAACGUCAAAGCUUACGGCUUCGCAAACCUUUUUGUUCUGGAGAAGAAGGACCUGUUUGACAUUCUCAUCCACUACCCGGAGUCUCAGAAGGUGUUGGCCAGAAAAGGGAGAAAACUGAUGAAGGCAAAGGGCCCGGCGGCAGCAAAAGUAGAGGAGGAGAAGAAGAAAGGGCUGGCGCUGUUCGGCCCCAAACCGCCAACACCCAAACUGCUGCGAGCUUUCGGUGGAAACUUUAAUAAAAAGAUGUUUAACCAAUUAAAGGAAAAGUAAGGACUCAGCUAAACUGUGUAUUUUUUGUUAACUCCAUUUUGGGAGUAAAGGUACAGCUUUAUUUCAUGUUCUUUUUAUUGUUUUAUAUCAAGUGUUUUAUUUCAACGUGAUGUAAAUCACGUGCUUUGCAUGCAUGUGUACAUUUGUUAAUAAAAUCACUGGCAUCAGAGCUGUGGUUCCUGAUUAAAUGGUCCUUCCUUUGCUUUUUGCUUCCACAAGUAAAAUCAAUUAACAUUCAAAACUCAACACUGUUUUGAACAAGCUGUGUGCAAUAUCUGUACACAGCUUGUCUGUCUAAAUAUUGUGGUUGUUGUGUGAUGAAUCUUGAAAUCUGCUGCCACCUUCUAAUGGUUUUGCUGCCAGAAGGCCAAUGUUGCAAUGCAAGCUAAUAGGAAACAGAAACUUGGCUUUUUCUCAAUUUGUAAAGCACUCUUGCCACCCCUAGAUGAAGUGACGCCCUGGUUGUUGAGCCAUAUGGCCCAUAUCAACAAAAAAAAAA